CUAAUCAGCUGAUCGGAUCCUGAUCCUGCCUUUCUGGUCUGCCCUCUUUGCAUCGCUGCAUGGCACAUUGGCAGAGUUGGAAAGAAUUUAUUUCAUUUACUUUUCUGCGUCUUAUAAAGAUUUCAGCUGGUUCCGAAUUUUCUUACGGAACCGAAAACCAAAAUUUUGAAGAUGGAACCUGUAGUUAUAGACGGCAGUAUACUCGAAGGUGGUGGGCAGACGUUGAGAAUAUCUUCAGCAUUGAGCGCCAUUCUUGGCGUCCCUAUUAGGAUCCAUAGCAUCCGUGCUGGGAGAUCAACUCCAGGACUACGACCUCAGCACUUAACUGGCCUAAAUCUGAUCAAAGACCUGACAAAUGGAUCUUUGGAGGGUGGAAACAUUGGCUCGACAGAGAUCACACUCAGACCAAGCCAAAUUAGUGGUGGGGAGUUUUCGGUUGAUACUAAAACAGCUGGGAGUAUAACGCUGAUUGUCCAAGCUAUCCUACCAUGCCUACUUUUUGCUGGUAAAAAAAGUGUAAUCAAGAUGAAAGGAGGAACGAAUGUUGAAAUGUCUCCACCACUAGACUAUUUUACUGAUGUUUUCUCCUCUGUUGCUAAAAGAUUUGGCAUCAGUUUCUCCUGCAAACUCAUUAAAAGAGGUUUUUAUCCCAAAGGAUGUGGAGAAGUUGAUUUGACAGUGGAACCAGUUAAAAGGCUAUCCUGUGUCACCUUGGACCAGCCUCAAACUCUCAAAUGUGUAAAUGGUGUGUCCUUCGUCGCUGGCACCAUACCGAUCCGCGUCGCCAACGAGAUGGCACAUUCUGCUACCUUGAAAAUUCACGAUUCUCUUGGAAACAUUCCGGUCAAUAUCCACCAGUUUAAGGAGAUUAAAGCUUUCGGCAACGGAGCUGCUCUAAUACUAUCAUGUGAAACUGCCGAUGGAAUGUUGCUUGGUGGAACAGGAUUAGGUAAGCCACGAAAUGCUGCCAAUCAGGUCGGACAAGAGGCAGCUGACGAGCUUAUCGAGUCAUGUUUUCGAAAAGUCUGCUUGGAUCAGUACGCCCAAGAUCAGGUGAUUAUAUUUAUGGCCUUGGCUGAGGGUAUUUCAAAAGUUUUGGUGGGGCCCCCUACGUUACACACGCGGACCGCCAUUCAUGUAACAUCGCAACUCACGGGAGUGAAAUUUGACAUUAUUGAUCUGAAGACGCAGCCUGAAACGUUCAUCAUAGAAUGUAAAGAACUUUGAUAGACGUCGAAUCGACUAGAUUGUCGAAAUCUUUCUCGGGACAAAUGUCGAUGGAGACACAAUAAUCGACAGGUUUCAAAUCGUCUAUCGACAGUCCGUUUGCUGAUAAAAUGGUGACUGCAGAAAAGGUUAAAUCUUCCUUGCUGGUUUCACUAAAAUCAGUUUUCAUCCCUUUGCGACACCAUAAUGAGCAACGGACAGAUGUGGCCAGGUAGGCAACAACUAACAAACAAACACAAGUGGCAAAAAUCACAACAACAGCGAUAUCUUCCAUGGUUUGAUAAAUUCACUUGUUAAGUUGAAUGUCAAUAAUGAUUGUUAUUUAUAUGAGCGUCCACCUUCUUCGGCUGAUGGCGAGAGAAUGGUUUGUAAACUAGGCAAGAGUUUCCUAUUUGAAGACGUUCAUGAAUGCGAAUCACCUGUCAUUUUGAUCAAGCAAGCUCCCACGGUGUACAUUCAAAAUGGUAUUCCCCCUUUCCCGCAAUAUUCGCCUUCCGGCCAACUGAGUGAAAUCGGUUCACGGGAAAUUGGUUGCGCGAUGAAUUCCACCCGUACAACAGCACGAAAGCUAUCACGUCACGCAUAAAGGAAAACCCACGAAGACUCCCGAGGCGAUCAAUGAUCAAAAGAUAACUAUGUUAAGUGCAGAUGUUUUAAAAUUCAACAUGUGUUUACCAGCAUUUAUCAUUUACAAAACGCAUUUUAUUAUGCAACUUGGAAUACUUCUUAAUGCAAAAAUAAUUAUUGCAGAUAUUGAGGUAAUGAUUUUCAACAUUUG
Messenger RNA from Daphnia magna, 2005 nucleotides. It is a transcript of the gene Rtca, whose product is annotated as RNA 3'-terminal phosphate cyclase. Lineage: Eukaryota; Metazoa; Arthropoda; Branchiopoda; Diplostraca; Daphniidae. Gene Ontology annotation, biological process: RNA processing. The transcript has 13 exons. Gene Ontology annotation, molecular function: RNA-3'-phosphate cyclase activity. Gene Ontology annotation, cellular component: nucleus. The record is from RefSeq and is a predicted model, not a curated record. Bases 172 to 1227 code for a protein of 351 amino acids.